CACCUGCUGCACAACCGAGAGUCGUACAGUAGUAGACACAGGACAUUAGACACAGGACCACACAGAUUUUCGACAGGAUUAGACGUCCAGGGAGAGAUGCUGGGCUCCGGUAUGGCAUGGAGGCAUUCCCGGGUUGCAGCUUCUAGGAACAUGACGAGGCUCCGGAGUCACAGAGCAUUUUCCAGUGCUCCCGCAGGACUGGGAGAUAAGGCGGCCGGGUGGGAGUACGACCACGACGUGCUCGUGGUCGGCGGGGGCAUCGUAGGCUGCACCCUGGCGUGUCGCCUCGCCAAAGACCUCUCGUCUACCACCCCCUCGACGAUCGGUUUGCCUCCCCUCAGCACGGGCAAGGAUGACGGUGGUGGCAAUGACGUCGGCCGGCGGCGAAGGCGGCGGCGGCCAGCGGUGGGACUGAUCGAGGCUCGGCCCCCGCCGUCCCUGGAGGCCGCCUUGGCCAGGGGUGCCCCGGACCCCCGGGUUUAUUCUCUCGCGCCCUCGUCCGUGGAGAUUCUUGGGAAGCUUGGGGUUUGGGACGAGGGAGGGGGGGUGCUAAAGGGCCGCUCGCAGCCGUUCGGGGGUAUGCAGGUUUGGGACGACCGAGGAGCUGGGCACCUGCGGUUCGACGGGGAGGGGAAAGGGGGAAAGACGACCGCUCUGGGUUUCAUAUCGGAGCACGGCGUUAUCCACUCGUCCCUCUUCGAGCGCGUGCGGGAGCUCGAGGCUGACGGGUUGGCGGAGCUGACGUGUCCUGCCCAGGUAAAACGGGUCACCUUCCCCCCGGUAGGGGCCGGGGGCGCUACGGGACCGUUGACAGUAACCGUCGAAACGGCAAGCGGCGAGACUAGUGACACCACCUGCCGGCUGCUGGUGGCGGCAGACGGCGGCGACUCCAAGGUGGCCAAGAUGAUGGGUCUCUCUUCUUUCGGCUGGGGCUACGGCCAGCGGGCGGUGGUCGCAACGGUGAAACUGGCGGAGUCCCACGGUGAGGUUGCGUUUCAGCGCUACCUGUCGAGGGGGCCGUUGGCGAUGCUUCCCCUCCCGGGGGGAAAGCUGGCGUCGCUAGUGUGGUCGACUACACCCGAACACGCAGAGAGCCUAAAGUCGAUGUCUACCACGGAGUUCGUGAAGGAGGUGAACGACGCGUUGAGGCUUCCCCCGACCAUCGGCACCUCGCCCUCGUCGUCGGCAGAGCCCGCGUCGUUCUCCGGAACGGUUCCUCCUUUCGCUGGCGAGCACGGGCUUUUCGGAGGCGUUUCGUCGCUUGCCGCGCUCCCGUUCGCGACAGCGAGUGCCCUGGGGGAAGGGGUCGCGAAGGGCGCGGAAGGCAUCGCCGGGGCUCUGGCCGGACUGUCGCUCGGCCUGCAGGAGGGGGCAGGGGAUGGAGGAAGAGGGGGGUUUUGUACCCCGCCUGAAGCCACUGAGGUAGUGACGCCUCGACUUGGGUUUGACCUCUCCUUGAGGCAGGCGCACAAGUACACCGGUGACCGGAUGGCUCUGGUUGGGGAUGCGGCUCACACGGUGCACCCCAUGGCUGGACAGGGGCUAAACCUGGGCAUUGCGGACGCCGACGCUCUCGCCCGCGCCGUGCUGGAAGGGCGCUUGUCAGGGACAGACGUAGGGUCCAAGACGUUGCUCGGGCGUUACGAGGAGGAACGGAAGACGGAGGCGUUGGUGAUGAUGGGCGCGUUAGACGUGCUGCACCGCCUGUUCGGCUCGGACGCCCGCGCCGUCGCCGCCGCGAGAAGCGCCGGGCUGAGCGCUCUGAACGCCGCGGGGCCGCUCAAGCGCCGCUUGGCACGCCACGCCAUGGGAGGGAUGUAG
This is a messenger RNA of Ectocarpus siliculosus, 1821 nucleotides long. The record is from the annotation of a GenBank genome assembly. NCBI's taxonomy places the organism in Eukaryota, Phaeophyceae, Ectocarpales, Ectocarpaceae.